Molecule: messenger RNA, 1383 nt
Organism: Capronia coronata CBS 617.96
Lineage: Eukaryota; Fungi; Ascomycota; Eurotiomycetes; Chaetothyriales; Herpotrichiellaceae
Exons: 8
Coding region: 1-1383 (460 amino acids)
Cellular component (GO): nucleus; cytoplasm
Molecular function (GO): mRNA binding
Source: RefSeq, a predicted model, not a curated record
AUGAGCAGUGCACCGAACCCAUCUGGGGGAUACGCAGGGUCAGGCUACGGCGGUAGAGGUGGCGGACCUAGAUCUAUUGAAGACCGAUCUGUGGCAAAAGAACAAAUGAUGCAAUCGGUUCGCGAGUCUUCGCAGCAAGACCGCCGUGUCUAUGUCGGCAAUUUGGCUUACGACGUCAAAUGGCAUCAUCUCAAAGAUUUCAUGAGACAGGCUGGAGAAGUUCUCUUCGCCGAUGUCUUACUUCUUCCGAAUGGAAUGUCGAAGGUGGGCGCCAUUGUGAUUGUGGAAUACGCAACUAGGGAACAAGCCCAACAAGCAAUCCAAACUCUAAGCAAUCAGAGCCUCAUGGGUCGUCUCGUCUAUGUCCGAGAGGAUCGCGAAACUGAGCCACGCUUCACCGGUCCUUCCAACCGCGGAGACUUUGGUGGUGGCCCAAGAGGUGGCGCUUACGGCGGAGGCUACGGCGGCAUGGGUGGUGGCAUGGGCGGUGGUGGUGGUGGUGGCGGUGGAGGCCGCCAGCUCUACGUCUCCAAUCUCCCCUUCAAUGUCGGUUGGCAGGAUCUGAAGGACUUGUUCAGACAGGCUGCGCAGGAAGGUGGUGUCAUCCGAGCGGAUGUCCACGUCGACGCCACUGGACGUCCCAAAGGAACCGGUAUUGUCGCUUUCGAAUCUCCAAACGACGCCCGCAACGCCAUUCAACAAUUCAACGGUUAUGAUUGGCACGGUCGCGCCCUCGAAGUCCGCGAAGACCGUUACGCAGGCGGUGGUCCUGGCAUGGGCCAUGGUGGCCGCGGAGGAUUCCAAGGCGGCUUUGGCAUGCGUGGUGGCUUCCAAGGCGGCUACGGUGGUGGCAGAGGCGGCUUUGGCGGUCGCGGUGGCUUUGGCGGUGGCGGCUUCGCGCGAGGCGGCUACGGAGGUGGUGGUGGCUACGGAGGUGGCGGCUACGGAGGUGGUGGUGGCUAUGGUGCUGGUGGCGGUGGCGGCGGUCCCCCCAUGGGUCCCGGCCCUGCUAGUCACGAACCGGUCGCUCCCAACCCGUUCACCGAUUUUGCAACCUCUGGAGGAGAGAAGAGCCAGACCAUCUAUGUCCGAAACCUACCAUGGUCUACCAGUAACGAAGACUUGGUUGAGCUCUUCACCACAAUCGGCAAGGUGGAGCGCGCUGAGAUCCAGUACGAACCGAGUGGACGAUCCCGGGGAUCAGGCGUGGUGGAGUUCGACAGUCCCGACAAUGCUGAGAUGGCUAUCUCGAAGUUCACUGGCUACAUGUAUGGCGGCCGUCCCCUCGGACUGUCCUAUGUCAAAUACACCAACGCCAAUGGCAACGAGGCAAUGGAAGGACAAGAAGCUACUGGUGGCAUGACGCAAGACCAGAUGAUGUGA